AUGAGUGGACAGUGGACCCGGCAAAGGCUUGAGAAAGAGAGGAACGACUGGUGGGACACGCGCACAACAGGCUCAUCCGAGAUAUGGGCUGCAUUGCGGAGCAUGGUGCAGUCGCUACAGGCUGGCGACAUACGGGAAGCUCAGGUGCUACUCGAUGCGACUGAGUGCACGUGUCCAAACGGCAUGCUGUGGCGUGGCAUCUUCGACAAUCGCGGCGAAUGGUAUAAGGUUCCUGAGUGGAUUGUCAUCGAGCCUGACGGCUUGGUGGAAGAGGAAGACCUCAAGGAUGAAGCAGGCAGCGUUGGCGCAGAUGACGAUAAAGAGGUGGAAGCCGAGGACCUUGGGGAAGAGGUCAAAGUUAAGUGCAGACUGAGCUCUACCGGGAAAGACUAUAAGGUCGACAUUAGGAGGGGGGAACGUGUGGGCAGUUUGGUUACGAAGCUGAAAGCAAAGGCCGGGCUGAGUCCUUUUGUCACCAUUCGCAUCGUCUAUGGUGGCAAGAUCAUCGACGAAAACCAACCGCUCGAAUCCCACCCCUCCUGGAACUACGACGCUAAGCAUGUACUUGUCGCAAUGGUUUUUGAGUAG
Didymosphaeria variabile is the source of this 588-nucleotide messenger RNA. RefSeq lists its product as uncharacterized. The transcript is spliced from 2 exons. Bases 1 to 588 code for a protein of 195 amino acids. The record is from RefSeq and is a predicted model, not a curated record. Lineage: Eukaryota; Fungi; Ascomycota; Dothideomycetes; Pleosporales; Didymosphaeriaceae.